AUGGUGAGAGCUCUGAGGUCAAACCCCUCACACCUGAGAGAGCUGGAUCUAAGUAACAAUGACUUGAAGGAUUUAGGAGUGAAGCUGCUCUCUGCUGGACUGGGGAAUCCCCACUGUAAACUGGACACUCUGAGGCUGUCAGGCUGUGGAGUCACAGAGGAAGGCUGUGUUUCUCUGGACUCAGCUCUGAGGUCAAACCCCUCACACCUGAGAGAGUUGGAUCUGAGUAACAAUGACCUGAAGGAUUCAGGAGUGAAGCUGCUCUCUGCUGGACUGGGGAAUCCCCACUGUAAACUGGAGACUCUGAGGCUGUCAGGCUGUCUAGUCACAGAGGAAGGCUGUGCUUCUCUGGUCUCAGCUCUGAGGUCAAACCCCUCACACCUGAGAGAGCUGGACCUGAGCUACAAUCACCCAGGAGACUCAGGAGUCAGACUGCUCUCUGCUGGACUGGAGGAUCCUCACUGCAGACUGGAGAAACUCAAUGUGGAACAUGGUGGAGAGUACACAAUGAAGCCUGGGCCUAGAAAAUAUGUCUGUGAUCUCACACUGGACCUAAACACAGUAAACAGACUCCUCUCUCUGUCUGAGGAGAACAGAAAGGUGACAUGGAGGAGAGAGAAGCAGUCGUAUCCUGAUCACCCAGAGAGAUUUGAGGACUGUGAACAGGUGCUGUGUAGAGAGGGUCUGACUGGGCGCUGUUACUGGGAGGUAGAGUGGAGUGGGAGAGAGGCUGUUAUAGGAGUGACAUAUAAAGGAAUCAACAGGAGAGGAAGGAGUGAGGACUGUUGUCUUGGAUACAAUGACAAGUCCUGGAGUCUGUACUGCUCUGACAACCGUUACAGAGCCUGGCACAAUAAUAAUCUCACCCCCAUAGACGUCCUCUCCUCCAGCCCCCACAGAGUAGGAGUUUAUCUGGACUGGCCAGCCGGCACUCUGUCCUUCUAUAGAGCCUCUUCUGACACACUGACCCACCUGAACACAUUCACCUCCACAUUCAUUGAGCCCCUCUAUCCAGGGUUUAGGCUUUGGGGUGAUGGCGACUCAGUGUCACUCUGUCAGUGAUACACACACACACACACACACUGGAGACACACAUACACACUGGACACACACUGGACACACACACACACUGGACACACACACACACACACACACUGGACAACCACACACAUUGGACAAAUAACCACACACAUUGGAUGGACACACACACGCUGGACACACACACACGCUGGACACACACACACACACUGGACACACACACACUGGACACACACAAACAGACUGGACACACACAAACACACUGGACAAACACACACUGGACACACACAAACACACUGGACAAACACAUACUCACACUGGACAAACACUGUAACACACACACAAACACUGGACACACACACACACUGGACGAACACACACACACUGGACGCACACACACACUGGACGCACUCUCCCACACAUGCGCGUCUUCCUAUAAUUGUGAGGACCUUGACCCAAUAACACCUUUAAAAUACCAAUGUGAUCAUUUGUUAUACAACAAAUUAUGCAAUAAUAUAUUGACAAAUGCUCCAUAGUUGUACACAAGGAUGUAUAAGUAUACAAGGAUAUAUAGUACUUUUCAUAAUAAAACAUACCUGAAAUAAGAAAAGGCAUGUUAAUUGUGAAAACCGUUUAGUUAUUGAUUUUAUAUUGCCUCUGUCAGUUGCAGGUUGAUGUUAAAGUAUGAAUCUCGGAGCAUCAUAGCACCAUUAGGUGUAAAAACCCAGUUGCGGCUCACUUUUUGGAAUCGAUUUAGUCUCUGCAUUAUAUCGGCAUCAAACAUGUCACUUAGGAGAGAGGGGGUGACCUUGACAAUUUAUUGUUAAAACGAGAAGCUGCCUGGAUCUUUAAUUUAAAGACCCUUU
Messenger RNA from Oncorhynchus nerka (sockeye salmon), 1904 nucleotides. RefSeq names its product ribonuclease inhibitor-like. The coding region runs from base 1 to 1062 and encodes 353 amino acids. The transcript is spliced from 6 exons. Gene Ontology annotation, molecular function: protein binding. The record is from RefSeq and is a predicted model, not a curated record. Lineage: Eukaryota; Metazoa; Chordata; Actinopteri; Salmoniformes; Salmonidae. Gene Ontology annotation, biological process: intracellular signal transduction.